GUUCGUUUUCAACAUGCGUGAGGUCAUCUCCAUCCACGUCGGACAAGCCGGAGUCCAAAUCGGUAAUGCUUGCUGGGAGCUCUACUGUCUCGAGCAUGGAAUCCAGCCCGAUGGAACUAUGCCAUCAGACCAACAAGCCGAUGGAGAAUCUUUCACCACCUUCUUCUCCGAUACUGGAAACGGAAGAUAUGUUCCAAGAUCGAUUUUUGUAGAUCUUGAGCCAACUGUUGUUGAUGAGAUCCGCACUGGAACCUACAAGAAGCUGUUCCAUCCAGAACAGAUGAUCACCGGAAAGGAAGAUGCCGCCAACAACUACGCUCGUGGUCACUACACCGUCGGAAAGGAACUGAUCGACACUGUUCUCGACAGAAUCCGUCGCCUCGCUGACAACUGCAGUGGUCUUCAAGGAUUCUUCGUCUUUCAUUCAUUCGGAGGAGGAACUGGAUCUGGAUUCACCUCAUUGCUUAUGGAGCGCCUCUCGGUUGACUAUGGAAAGAAGUCGAAGCUGGAAUUCUCCAUCUACCCAGCCCCACAAGUCUCGACUGCCGUCGUUGAGCCAUACAACUCUAUACUGACGACUCACACCACCCUCGAGCACUCCGACUGUGCGUUCAUGGUCGACAACGAGGCUAUCUAUGAUAUCUGCCGCAGAAACCUCAGCGUUGACCGUCCAAGUUACACCAACCUGAACCGCAUCAUCUCGCAGGUUGUGUCUUCCAUCACCGCUUCCCUCCGUUUCGAUGGAGCUCUCAAUGUUGAUCUCAAUGAGUUCCAAACCAACUUGGUCCCAUAUCCAAGAAUUCAUUUCCCAUUGGCUGCGUACACUCCACUGAUCUCUGCUGACAAGGCUUACCAUGAGGCUCUCUCUGUCAAUGACAUCACCAACAGUUGCUUCGAGCCAGCCAACCAAAUGGUGAAGUGCGAUCCACGCCACGGAAAGUACAUGGCUGUUUGCCUCUUGUACAGAGGAGAUGUCGUUCCAAAGGACGUCAACACUGCCAUCGCCGCCAUCAAGACCAAGAGAACCAUUCAAUUCGUUGACUGGUGCCCAACUGGAUUCAAGGUCGGAAUCAACUACCAGCCACCAACUGUUGUUCCAGGAGGAGAUCUCGCCAAGGUACCACGUGCCGUAUGUAUGCUCUCCAACACCACCGCCAUCGCUGAAGCCUGGUCUCGCUUGGACUACAAGUUCGAUCUUAUGUACGCCAAGCGCGCCUUCGUUCACUGGUACGUCGGAGAAGGAAUGGAGGAGGGAGAGUUCACCGAGGCUCGUGAAGACUUGGCUGCUCUCGAAAAGGACUACGAAGAGGUCGGAGCUGACUCGAACGAGGGAGGAAACGAGGAGGAAGGAGAAGAGUAUUAAACUCGUGCCGCCUGCUCCAAUCUGCAUAAUACUGAACUCGCAUCAAUUUCUGCUUAAUUCGCUUCUUUUUAUUUUUUUCUAAAUUUUGAAUGAAAAGAGUUCCAAUUUCUAUGCUCAUCGCUUGUGUUGUAUACGAUAAAUUAUUUCGAAUC
Caenorhabditis elegans is the source of this 1515-nucleotide messenger RNA. It is a transcript of the gene tba-1, whose product is annotated as Tubulin alpha chain. Lineage: Eukaryota; Metazoa; Nematoda; Chromadorea; Rhabditida; Rhabditidae. Bases 14 to 1363 code for a protein of 449 amino acids. The record is from RefSeq and is marked reviewed. Gene Ontology annotation, biological process: microtubule-based process. Gene Ontology annotation, molecular function: structural constituent of cytoskeleton; GTP binding. Gene Ontology annotation, cellular component: microtubule. The transcript has 3 exons.